Messenger RNA from Pomacea canaliculata, 1636 nucleotides. RefSeq lists its product as uncharacterized. Bases 356 to 817 code for a protein of 153 amino acids. Lineage: Eukaryota; Metazoa; Mollusca; Gastropoda; Architaenioglossa; Ampullariidae. The record is from RefSeq and is a predicted model, not a curated record. Gene Ontology annotation, molecular function: protein binding; metalloendopeptidase inhibitor activity. The transcript is spliced from 4 exons.
GUGUCAGGAAAAACGCGAAAGGCGAUGAUAUCGGUUAAAAUCCAACACACACUGACAAGGACUCUUUACGGAUACGAAAAUGUGCACUUCCCUAUCUUCCCUACUCCUCCAUCCCUGUCCCCCAGCAGGAUGUCUGACAAGCAUUAUAUUCAGCAGGUGCUCAUCUCACAGUAACGGAUGUUUGCUAGGGCGACAUCCCACAGACAUCAGGAGUGACAGGAGUAUUUGUGACCUGACCACCCAGCUCCUAUUUUACAAAGUUCGCUCUCCCAGCUGACAACUUUUCUCUGUUUCACCACCUUUACAUCAUUUUGAAUUAAGAACAGGUUGUAGACAGUAGUUGCUAGUGGAGACGAUGGCAGGAAACAAGAACCAAAUGGUACAAAUGCUGCUGUGGAUGACCAUCGCCUUUUGUUGUAUGACAGUCGGCUCAGCGUGCAGAUGUGCGAUAAGAAGAGAUGAAAACUACUGCAGGAAUGAUAUCGUGUUUCAAGGAAGACUUGUAGCCAGACAUCUGGAGGACGCCCACAUUACGGGAAAUUGGACCUUCGUUUUUGAAGUCGACAGAAUCUUCUGGACAAACAACAAUUUUGCUGGAAGGAGACUUGUUCUGACUACUCCAAACAGCACCGCCCUUUGUGGAGUAAACUUUGAAGUAAACUUACUUUACCUCGUUGCUGCUAACCAGAGGGAUGGACAGCUAUACACUAUUUCGUGCUUGGGAAACGUUGCUUGGAAAUAUCUUGAUAAAAACUGGAAGAUGUUUUUCUCAAACCGACUACAAAAAUUGUGUGCUUCCGACGAACCUCUGAAAUAAAGCUACUUUUUUCUCGUGGUGACAAAAGAAAAAUUUCUUUACAAAACACAAUUUCGAAAGCACACUAUACCAUGCUUUGUUAAUCGCAACAAUGAAGAACAGACGUUAAACAAUUAAAUUUAUAUGUUCCACAUCAAAUCAAACCAGUUUUAAAGUAAUAUUUGAGUGGGUUAUCAUUACAGAUAAAGCUCUACACAUUUUGAUUACCUAUAAUUUUAGCAUAGGUAUAUACAAAAUACUCAAAAGACUGAAAACUCAUCUGCUUCUUUCAAACCAGUCUUAAACUACCAAGAAACACUUCUGACUAUAUUUUUUUACUUUUGGUGUUUUAUAUAUUUGUUCACUUUAUUUUUCUUCUUUUGUUUUUUCUGCGAAAUGAGCAUUCUUCUGAAUGGAUACCUGCGCAUUAUAAAUUGACAUCAUCAUCAUCAUCAAACGUGCAACGUUCUCUACCCGAGAGACUUGAUCUGAAAAGGGCGAUAAACGUGUUCGCGGUGGUGUUGCUCGCUUACCUCCCCUACCCUCUCCUCUCUCUGUAUCUCUUAGUGUGUCUAAACUUACUAGGUUGUCUAAGUUUGCUAUUCGUAAUAAAGGAACGUUAUAAUUUAUUCAGAAAGCUUUUUGUCUUUUUCAUUUUCUGGGAGCCACUGGCAAUGUUUUAGACAGAGAAAAAUAAACAUUAAAAAUCAACAACAACAACACGUAGCUACGACCUUACCAGGACAACAGGAGUAUCAUUGGCAGACGAUUGCCAACACUUGUUUGUGCUUACUAUGCCAGAAAAAAGAACACACACACACACAAGAAAACACACUCUUU